AUGGACCGCGCCAGUCAAGUCCUUUCCGAUUGUCUCCCCGGAUCUCGGCCUUGCACCUACCGUGGUCUAGCAACACAAGGCGCUGUCGCUUACGCUACCAUGUGGCAUCGAGCCCACGGACGGCGCUCCAUACAAGACAAGGCGAAAAGCCAACAGUGUCUAACGCCGGCGGAAGAAAAGGCUCUCGCCCAGUAUUUGAAUUUGAAACGAUCAGCCAAUCCGGGAUAUCCUGUUCUCUUGAAAUAUCUCCGAUCCAUGGCGUUCAGUAUCCGACGUCGACGCUCACCAGCGGAUUCAGUCGAUGCAGAUCUUAAGCUCCCGGACAAGAAUUGUCCAAAGGCCUUCGAGGAAAAACAUCAGUGCUCAAGCCAAGAAAGGUCAAAGCGGUAG
This is a messenger RNA of Aspergillus lentulus, 390 nucleotides long. Lineage: Eukaryota; Fungi; Ascomycota; Eurotiomycetes; Eurotiales; Aspergillaceae. The record is from RefSeq and is a predicted model, not a curated record.